Polistes canadensis is the source of this 1116-nucleotide messenger RNA. RefSeq lists its product as uncharacterized. Bases 495 to 845 code for a protein of 116 amino acids. The transcript has 2 exons. Lineage: Eukaryota; Metazoa; Arthropoda; Insecta; Hymenoptera; Vespidae. The record is from RefSeq and is a predicted model, not a curated record.
AAUUUCAUAAAUUGAAGUUACUUCGCUAAUUGUGAAUUAAACGUUCAAUGACCGCGUUCCUUACAAUUUAAACAAAAAAGCGGGAAAUUUAAAAAACACGAUGAUAAAAACCUGUUCAAAAGAAGUGAUCAAAGUAUUGCAUUGUAUAUAUUGCGUCAAUAAAACGAAAAGAAAAGGAUCAAGAUUUUCACAACAAUGAUUUUGUAAUAUGUGGUAUUCAACAGGUUGUACGAUUCAGUAAACGAAUAGUAAGAGUAAAGGAUAUUGGUUAAUGAAAGCCUUUUGCGAUAUUCUUAUAUAACGAGAUAAUUUUGAAUAUAAUGAUAGUGAAGUAAUAAUAAGAAAAUCGUGUAAAUCAUUGAGGCAACUAAUUUAUGAUCCUAAUCGAUAUUCACGUUUUAAAAGUUUAAUGUAAAAAUAAAUUAAUAAUAUUCAAAUAAAGGCCAUAAACAAUGUUGUAAAUAAUUUACGCAAUAAUGGACUAAUUCUCUGGAAUGAAAAUGAAGUGUUUCAGGACUUUUUUUAAACGUACCUGGCAUCCGCAACAGAUAAACAACAAUAAUUCGUCAAUAUUUGAAAGUAUUAAAACAAAUGUUCAGAAUACCAAUGCAAUGGAAUUAAAAGAAAUGGACGUGGUCGCACCGACACAGAGUGUCGCAACAUUGACAGUUGUGCAACCAGGAAGUAUACCAUGUCAAAAUAGUGGUUGCAAAAACUGGAGAACCCAUGGUGUACCAGAAAAUCCCUGGCAUGAACUCAAAACUAUAUUUCUUGUUUCUAUUAUUGUUACAUUAAUUUUCUGGAUAAUGAUUUAUGCGUUACUAGCACAAUAUCAGAUAUUCUGAUGAACAAUAUAUGGGAACAUGAACAGCAUGGACAAAAUCUAAAUUGAUUUAGGUUUUUUGUACAAAAAAUACUUAAUUCAUACGAUCAAAAAAAAGAUUAAUCUGAUGUAUAAUUUGACUGUAUAUAUUGAUUAUUAGAAAUAAUUAUUUGAUAUAUUUAUAUAUAUACUUAUCUAAUCAUUAGAUUUUAAUAUAAUAUUCAUAAUCAGUAAUUUGCAAUGAUUUUGAAAUUACUUUUUAUAAUUAUAGCUAUAAACAAACGUAUAAUAUC